UCUGGAGAAGCAGUCAAAACACUGCAGAGCCUGCCAUUGUUUUCUGUUUCAAAGCGGAACAGGUCAGCGGGGGAGAAAAAAGGACCCAUAACUGCAGCCAAACAUGGUUUCCGUCUUUAGUUUGUGUCUCAAACAGGAUACAGGAGCAUGAAUGUUAGUUUCAGACCCUCACCACUUGUUUUUGGCUACGAAUGGACAACCACAUAUUGGUCGCAUUUUACCCCAAAACUCCCAGGGACCUUCUGGAUAUCAACUGAUUUGUUGACCUCUAUGGCAAUUAUGAUGUUGAUUUUUCUGCUGCUGUUCAUCCACAGCUUUGAGGGUUUGUCUGGAGCUGAGCAUGAGACGAUGUGCACCUCUAAAGCCUGCUUCACCCUGCAUAUGGACAACAGGAGAUUUGUGGAGGCCGAGCAGAGAUGUGUUCACAACGGAGGUCAUCUGAUGACAGUGAGAGACCAAGAUGAAGAGAAUGUGCUGCACUCACUUCUCUCACAGAUCCAUAGAAAACAUCAGGACAAGGGGCUUAAAUUUUGGAUUGGAUUAAAACUGAACAGCGGGGACUGUGUGAGACCCGACAAGACUCUUAAAGGGUUUAAGUGGGUAUCUGGGGAAGAAAACACCCACUACUCCAACUGGAAAAAAGAACCUGCCACCACAUGCACAUUGGAGAGAUGUGUGAGGAUUCAUUACACUUUAUCGGGGGAGAAACAACUGACAUGGAUUGCAGGAAGUUGCAAAACCCCUAUUUUUUAUGCAUGUAAGUUUUAUUUUAAGGGAAUGUGCAGGCCUUUGGCUCUGUUGGGACUUGGAGAAAUAGUCUACACAGCACCCUUCUCAGAAAAACCUGAAAGAAGUGAAAUGCAAUCAUUUCCGCUGGGAACAAUUGCUGACAUUUUAUGUAUUGACAAACAAGCUCACUAUUCUUUAUGCGUUUGGAGAGACAACACCUUUCACUGGACUGUUCCUGGUCCAUUUUGCAAGACAGGAAACCAAAAUUGCACAAUAAGCAAUGACAGAUGUGAAUAUUUGUGCCGUCAGGAUGCAGACGAGGUUCAAUGCAUUUGUAAAAAAGGUUACAGCUUGGAUGAGGAUGGAGUCACUUGCAGGAUAAAAUAUGAUAUGACUGAAACAACAGCUGUGUCAUUAGUUGACCCAACUACAGAGGAAGAAACACACAAAGAAUUCACUGAGUCUUUAACCAGAACCACAGUCGAGGUCCAACACCAGUCCCCUCACACCGACGCACCCCGUUCUGACCUGGUGAAUGUCACACAUGGUGAAAUGACUGAAACAACAGCUGCUUCAUCAUUUGACCCAAGGAAGGAGGAGAUAACAAAAGAAAACCUCUCUGAGUCUUUAACCAGAACCACAGUCGAGGUCCAACACCAGUCCCCCCAUACUGACGCACCUCUUCCUUACCUUGGGAACAGCACGCAUGGUGAUCAGCAGGGCAACAAAUCCUUGGCAAAAAGUUUCCCCCAGACAGUUAAUUCCAGAGUGCUAAUCUGCGUCCUCGGUUCGGUCAUUCCUCUGUUGAUUUUGGUUGCAGUUACUCUGGCUAUUGCUAUUUUUAGAUGCAGUCGCUCUAAAAAAGAAGCCAAGAAAAAUACUACCACUGAUGGCUACUGUUGGGUAUCUUCUGGUUUGGACCCACGUUUAGAGAAACUGUACAAGUCCAUCUCAACUGACGGCCCAUGACCUGAUAGUGAUGGAGGAGACUGUCUACAUGCAUUAUGUUUAUUUAUGUAAUUUAUGUUCUUGCAACCUCUGUAGGUUAGACUGUGUGUUGUUAAAACAUAUCAAAUCAAAAAUCUGAAACAGCUUUAUUGUCCAUCAGAAGGUGACUUACCUUUCAUAUGUAAACAUGGUUGGUAAAAUAAAUAUUAAAAAAGAAGAAAACCAAGAAGAAAAUAUAGGUGUGCAAAAGAGCAGUUAUGAAGGGGAUGUAAGGGACUCUAUAUAAUAAGGGUGACUGGGUGUAGGAAACAGAUAGUUUGGACUAGAAAAGUUUUGAUUUGAGUUGAACAGUAAGAAGGUUGUACCAGGGUGUAAUGAUGAAAGUGAGCAUUUUAAUGUUAAGAUCAGUCAGCUGAUUUUGUAAUCUGUCUUGUCAUAACUGGCCAUAUUUUCUGCUAAAUUACCAGCAGAGAUAGUUUUAGUAGUAAUAUUCAGAUCUUUACAUAAACCUGCGAUAACAUAUGUUUUUUUGGCCACAAGUUGAGAACUUACACAUAUUGUCACCUUUUAAAGGCCCAGUGUGUAACAUUUAGAAAUGGAAUAUAAUAUUCAAAGGGAGCAGGUGAACUGCCAUGUCUCUAUAGUAACAAAGAAAGAACAAACACCGGAUUUAGAUAGGGUAUUUCGCAAUUUUGUUUCUCCACACGCUUGGAACAUGACGGUAAUGCGAGGGCAACUCCACCGCUAGAUGCCACAAAAUCCUAUACACUGGACCUUAAGUUGAUAUAGUGACCUUGUUAGCAAACAGUUGUGUAUUUACACACAACAUUUAUGGUGCAACAAUAUCAUUUAUUUGGAGUCAUGUUUCUGGCCAUCUGAUUAAGUCCAAUAUUCGCUCUGUUUUAGCUGUUUUUAGUCGCUACCAAAUCCACCCCUUACCAACUGUGUCUGUCUGCUGUGUAAUGGUGAGCAGCUAGUGUACAGUGGGCUUUUAGAGCUUUUCUUACUGAAAAGCAGGCUGAAAAUGAUACUUGUGUAAACUACAAUGGUAAAGUUGUGGGCUGGACAGCUAAACAAUGAGCUGAAAAUCACUGUAAAACUCUGUAAAGCAGAGGGGAGCUGCACUUUCAGGUGGUAAUCCUCUGUAGGUUCAUCACUACGUGUGACCCCUUUCACAUUGUUUUCACAUUGUCAUUUGAUACAUUGUUAUUAUAAAAAUAUCAAUUAUAGCUGCUUUAAGCACAUGUAGUAGAAAAAGUACAAUAUGGACAUUUUAAAUUGUAUUAAAACACUGUAUUAAAAUACAACACUUGGCAAAAUCUA
Messenger RNA from Dicentrarchus labrax (European seabass), 3000 nucleotides. Its product is annotated as complement component C1q receptor-like. Gene Ontology annotation, biological process: cell migration. The record is from RefSeq and is a predicted model, not a curated record. Lineage: Eukaryota; Metazoa; Chordata; Actinopteri; Moronidae. Gene Ontology annotation, molecular function: extracellular matrix binding; extracellular matrix protein binding. The transcript has a single exon. Gene Ontology annotation, cellular component: extracellular matrix; external side of plasma membrane. The coding region runs from base 148 to 1698 and encodes 516 amino acids.